ACCAUCUGCACCGAUCUUUUCAUCAAAAUGCAACUGAAAUCGAGUUUAGGGUAUUUUGUUUUUAUUUAAAACGAGGCUAUCUAAUAACGGUUCGUAGAAAUCGACCGAAGUUGAAGAUUGUUAUCUGUCAACACAAGUUGAGAGAUAUCUAUAAAGUUAAAUCAGAAAUGCUGUGAAGUGUUUCAAGUCAGAUCUAUCUUAAGUUUGGUGGGGCUUCUUGUGACUGCUUCAGACAGAAGACCAGCUAAGUACCAAGGGAAAGAGAUAAGAUGAAAAAUGGCCAUUUAUCUCUUGCUGGCCGGAAUGAUCCUGCUGUUGACAUUCAUAGGACUGCUGAGAUUGUCUGUUCGCUUCAUAUCAAAUAAACUGAAGAAGAGAUAUGGUAUCGAGUUUGGAAUUGAUUCAGUUGGCUUUUUGGUUUUCAAAGAUAUUUGGAUAAAUUACAAGGAUGUAGCAAAGAUUAAAAUAAAAGCUAUUGCACUGGUUUCCAGUUUGUUCCAGUGGCAGUACUCAAAACCAGUGAAUAUUGUCAUAGGAAAUGUUGAGAUUGUCGUGCAUGAAAAAGAGACGACGACGGAUGCUUCAAAAUCGAAACAAAAAUCUCAGCCAAAUAUCGGUAAAAAAACAGGAAAGAGCAAUGGCUUGCUGUAUCAAAUUCUGCUAUAUACCCUCCAGUACGUUGGAAUCGAAGUCCCAGAAAUCAAUGUGCUUGCCACAAAAGGAGACCUGAAAAUGAUUUGGAGAUCCAAACUACGAUUCCUAGUUGGAAGACAUGGAUCCGAAAAAUUCAAUUUAUCGAUCGAAAUCCACGAUACGACAGUUAAGCUACUUGAAGAGUGUCAACCAAUCAUGGAGUGCUGUUUGUUUUCCCAAAUCAGUGCCAACGUCACACCAGCACGCAUCACCAGACCAUCUGAAAUCAAAGUGAAGUUAUCCAGGGUCACUUUAUCAUGUAGAGAAGGUUUGUUAAAAAGAGUUGGAAAGCCGCGAAUUAACAGGAGAGACGAUUCUCAAGAUAUUGACAGCAGAGAGCCAGUUGAUACUGAAUCUUCAUCUGAGCUGCCUCUUCUACAGAAAAUGGACCAGUUACCUUUGAGCUCAACUCUUGUGCUUGAAGAUUGCAAAAUCGUGUUCAUCAGUUCACAGGGAAGAGAAAUCUGUCUCAGUUGGCAUUGCGAGCUUGCAUUGAAACAGUUUCUUGAUGAUGCUGGAGAUGGGGAAACAACUUCAUAUGGCCUUUCUCUUGACUUGACCGGUCUCGUGCUUAAUACCUCUCGCAACAAGCUUUUAUUGAACAAACAAAUUGAAUGCAGUGUGAAGUUAACCACUGGUACUGAUUUGUCACAUGGAACUAUCAAUGCUAAUUUUGAUACAUUUCACGCCAGUAUGAUUGAGGAGGAACUCAAUUUUUGGAUAGCAGAAAAACGAAAAUGUACCCCUGAAGCAGAAGAUAGUGGUCACGGCACCCCUGUUCCAAGGAAAAGGAGGAAAGAGAGCAAUAUUAUCAAGUUUUUAAAGACACUGAAUUGGUCUGUGAAAGCUGUUGUUCGGAAUUGCUCUUGCGACAUCAUGGCCACUGCAAAAGAAACAGGCCAAAGCUACCCAAUUUUAAACACAUAUCUUGGAGAAUUCGAGUUGAAUAUUGCUUUUGAGAAGCAAGAUGGGAAAAACAAUUUUUCGCUAAGGUCGAACAUUGGGUUGAGUAAUUUGUAUUCUUACGUUUGUCAACUUGAAUCAAGUCAAAAAUUCCGGACUUGUGUAGACGGACCUGACAAACCAGCAAUUCUACCGUCAUCUGAAGUUCAUGUAUGGGGGAGAGGAUUUGAACUUGGGAAAGCAACUUUAGAGGUUUCGUCUGAGCAAAUUCUGAUAGAUUGCUCAAUGCCAGUGAUUCUAAAAGCAUCCUGUCAGAUUGCCAAUGUCGCCAGUGAGCUGUCAUUGCCAGUUGUCGCUGCAGCAAAAGAUAUAAUUUUAUUCAUUGAAGGCUUGAAACUUCGAAGGAGCUCAGCAGUUUACGCUCAAAAGCCAAGUGAACCGAGAGAAAAGGUCAAGAUACACGUUGACGUUGAUGUGCGAAUAACGAGUGUCAAUUUGUUCUUGUUGGGAGAACGAUCAAAUGGUGCGAAUUCGUUGGUUAUUAAAAUUGAUGGUGCGGAUAUAACUACGGGGUCGAAAGAUGAACCGAUAUUAUGGGAAGUGAAUGAGCUAAAGCUGUGCAGAUUGCGGGACAUAGCGCAGAAUCAACCCCACAAAUGUCGUGAUUCAAGCACUGUAGAUCAAUGUAUCUUGUAUUUUCCAUCUGUUGCUACCUGCUUCUUUCGAAAGAAACAGCCGAAGAGUUUGACCGUCAGCAUCCAGGACUGCCUUUUUGACUGGGAUACAGCAAAGCAUAUGGUUAUCCAUGAACAAAUCAACAACUUGAUCGAAGCUAAAUCGCUUCUUGCAGGGUCUUUGUCAAAUGGAAGUGGGUCGCCCAAUGUCGAAAAAUCGAGCAAAAAUCAAAUGGAUGUUAAAAUUGAUAUAAUUUCUGCAUGCAUGAAAAUGGCGACUUCAAAUGAAAACAGCUUUGGAUUAAAGAUGGAGAAUCUCUCCUUGCAGUAUAACGCAAAUGAACAAUCUGUCAAAGCUUCCGAUGUCAGCGUUUUGUUUGACGAAAACCCUAUUCUUAAAUUUCAGGAAAUUGAACUGGGUAAAAUUGAAAGUGAGGAUUUACAAGAGAGUCGAUCAAAAUUUUCUGAGAUAUCAGCGAAGAAUGACAGGGCCUUCUUGCUUGUCAUGGAGGCCUGCCGUAUGACAUUUCCAUAUAAGUUUGACUUUGCUACUUCUUUGGAAAAACUACUCAACGUGUUCAAAAUGCUGAAAGUUCUUCACAAGAAACCAAAAGCACCAGGUUACCAAGAACCUCUACCCCCAGAUCUUCGCAUAUGUUGUUCGAUACUAACAUUCGAGUUGGAAGACGAUCCAUUUGAAGUCAGGCUAGAGCAAAAUUAUUUGCUCCGAAUGGACGAGAUGGAAGAGUGCCAGGAGCGAGAGAAAAAAUUAAAAGAGCGAUUGAAAGACAUUCAAGGUGCUUUCGUUUCAAGUAACAAAAUGGAAGAAAUAAUGAACAGCCUCGCAGCGAAGAAUUCGCAAAUUUACAUAAAAAGAUCAAAGGCCAUUUAUCAAGACAAUGAGGAGCGAAGUAUUUUGUUCAAAUACGCAGUUAGAGAUUUCGACUUGAAAAUUAUGGCUGAUAAGUGUUUUCAUGGGAAAGAUAAUGUUUUGCAAAAUAUGAAGAAGAUUGACAAUGCGAGCCUAUUGCCAGAUGAUAUUGAAUUUAGUACUUUGUGGUGUAGAGCAGUUGAAGGGCAACUCAGAUACAUGACCAUGACAGUCAGAACGUACCAGACGCCACUUAUUUCAAUACAAAAUUUUAGAAUCAGCGGGAAGUUAGUUGGUGCGGAACAGACCGGCUCUCCCUUGUCAACAAGAGAUGCUGUAGUCAACAUUGAUGAACCAUGGGGUGAUUUGACCGUGAAGAAAAAUAUGCCUGCCUUAAAGUUUUACCAUGACUUCAACUGGAAUAUGGAUUUCUUCGAAGUUGGUUGGGGUAUCAAUUUUGAACCUGCCUGGGCAUCAGUAGCACUUGGUCUCGAUCUGCUAUCAAAACCUAGUAUUGACCCAAGCAAACCACUUCCAUUUUGGGAUAAGAUCCGCCUUCUCUUGCAUGGUCGACUUAAUCUAAAUGCCCAGUCAGUAAGCAUUGUUUUAAGUGCGUCACGUGAUCCUAAUAAUACAACGGAGAAAAUGGUUAUAGUUUGGGAAAAUUUUGAACUUGAUUGGACUAACGCUUGCGUCGUCAUUGAGGGUGAUUUUGACCUACACAUAAGAACUGCUUCAAAGUACGAUGACAGUCGUGUUCUGCAUUUCCCAAAAUUUAAAAUGCGAUUUGAUUUGGAAUGGCUGUGUAAGGGUGAUCCUAACGACCAUCAUCGAGCUGUUCCCUGUAACCCUAACAAGGUUGAGGACAUUGAGAAUCACGAUUCGUACAGAGAAUUUAGAUCUGAGAACCUGAACAUGUGUAUUGGUUUUGAAACUGGGAAGACAAUGUCUAAGGAGGAGAUGAAAGCCACUCCGCCAACUAUAUUUUUGUAUGCAAGCACUUUGCGGUGGUUCCAGAAGUACCAGGCUGUUGUUUUAAACAACGUGUCAAGGCCAAUAAAGAGAGGAUCACAUUUUGGUAACAUCAAACCAAGGAAGCCAACUUUAGGAAGACACUAUAAGUUCCUCAACUUUGAUUUUUGUUUCAAUCGUUUGCGUAUCAAUUACUUUGGAUCCUUUACACAAGAAGCUGGCUUUGAAAUGAAUGUGUCAUCAGGGAGUUUUGGCGCCAACUAUCAAGUUGAUGUUCAAGAGGUCCUUGACGACAUGCAUCUAACCCGAAGGCCAAUUGCAAAUUGGAUAAUACGUGGUUUGCAUAGUGAGCUCGAUAAAGUCUCAACUGACCUGAUCAGCAAUUUACCUGAAACAGAGGACUUGGUUUUUGGGGAAAUCGAGGACGAUAUCAUCAACAUAGAAAAACAUCCAAAAACAUAUUUCCUUUUUAGUGUAAAGCGAGUUGAAUACAACCGUCAGUCUCCAGGCUCCGAUAUGUCUUCAUUCACCCACAAAGUGGAACUGAAUGAUUUCAAAGGAGCAUGGACAGCUUUUAACAGAAAGAUUACAUUUGAGCUGUUUGAGGCAUAUGAAAACGUGCAGAUGCUUAAACGUGUCCUGUCCUCUGAUGCAAUGAAGCCUUCCAAAGAUGCAAAAUCACAAGACUUCAGAAGACAGCAUGCCAACAGCUUUAUCGAUUUGUCAGCUGCUAAUCACAAAGGAAUGGUUGAGCAUGAUAAUCGCCUCUUGCAGCAGUUAGUUUCAGAGCAAGAAUCCAAAUUUUUAGCACAGGUUGAAGAGGGAGAAAACGAAGCAGAGGGGCAAGCGAAGAGUGCAGAAGAAGAUGAUAUCAUACAACUUAACUUGCACAUUGAAUUGGUAAACUCUCAAGUAAUGAUGAAAGGCAGUGAGAGCAAAGGAGCACUCCUGAUCACUGCUGCAAAUGCGGAUAUCAUGAAGAGGUUGCACAGGCCUGUUGCGGCAUGCAAUGACGGCAUCAUGAAACUGAAUAAGGUCACGUGGGCUGGCAAGUUAAACAACCUACAGUAUUUUGCAACAUCUAAAGACCUGAGUGACCUGUCUUCCAGCUCUAUUCCAUGGAUAAAUGCUUCAGUGAUAAGUGGUAUGCCAGGCAAAAGCGACUCUGAAAAUCAAUCUAACGUUGCUUCUUUCAUGAAAUCCAGCAACUUUGCAGGCAGUAUCGUUAAUGUGUCAUUUGGCGGCGUUACUACCGAAGUGCAGCGAAUAGUGUCUCCGUGUCAUUGCCAGUUUAAGUAUGUCAGUCUUGACCCUGAGCUAGACCCAUUUGCAGAGGAAUUCGAGCCAACUCAGGAUACAACAUCUGGCUCGGCUUCUUACAGUGCGUCGUCAAAUUUGGCAAAUACAUUGCUUAUUCGACACCCGUCGUUGGAGAUAUCCACCAGCCCGAAUCAGUUUGCAAUGCUGUUGGAAAUUUGCCAAACUUUAUUGCUUUAUACGGAACCUAAGAAAAGAGAAAAGCAAGAUCGUUUUGAAAGAAUGAAAUUUCGAAUGCAGCUGUCAACCGGGGAGGACACAAAGGGAGAGAUCCAGGAACUGCAAGAUUCUGUCAGGGACUCUUUGUCAUACUUGCGACGCUGUGAGAGGCAAUUAUUCGAAUACCACAGAGAAGCGAACAGUAUAUCUUGCAUGGAAGACGACAGCUGCCUCGAUAUGGCAUUGGAAUUAAAGUCACUUAUCGUGGAUCUUCAAGAGCAGAUCCAGGCUACAAAGGAACAACUUAGUGCCGAUAGCGAAGAGCUGAAAAUGAUGAUACUGAUCUAUAAAGACUUUGCAUUGUCUUCCGCCUCGCCUUCACCAAGCAAAGGUCGCAAUAAAAACUACGUUGUCAAACAAUCAGAUAUUAUUUUUGAUGACAUGAGAUGGAGGCUAGCUCAACAGGAUGGACAGCUUGGAAUAGCAGAUGUCCAGUUCAAAAAAUUCCACUAUAACAAGUUGUCAUUUGACGAUAAUGGGGUUGAACAUCGACUUGAACUGGGCGGCUUCGCUGUUAACAACUUGAUUCCAAACGAGCCUUACAAAGAGUUGCUGGUACCCCAUGAAAUCAACCUUCGUCGACACGUCGACAAAUCCGUGUACGUUCGCGUGUAUUGCCGUGUACAGUCACCAGUAGCGGGCAUUAGUGUGAGGGAGCAUUUUGAAGUGAACGUGUGUCCUAUCGCUGUCAGAUUAACCCAUCGCUUCUAUCAUUAUUUGGUAUCGUUUUUCUUUUCACGCAAGUCAGAGAAAGUUGACCAGGCAGAUACCACGGAUUUUGAAAUGGGAAUUAAAGCCAAGGAUGAACCGGAGGAUACCCAAACUGACCAAAGCCAGGUUGUCUCUUCAACGUCUUUUAAGAAGCCAGCACCGCCAAGACCACCGCCUCCGAAGCUGCUACCAUCAUCAAAGCAGCCAUCAAAGCAGCAGCUAGCCAUGACGUCACCAAUGAAACAAACCACUGUGCAGCCAACGUACUUAGAUCUCCAAGCAGAGGAGCGACUCAAAAGGAAACCAGGGCUAACCUUAACACUGCCUGCUUCGAAGGAGGCUGUUUCCAGCCCUUCACCGUCUCCUUCGUCUUCUACAGGAACCCCAGUUAGAACACCUUCGGUGAAGAAGGGAUCCUUAUUCUACAGCAGAUUUUCAACCGAUGAAAAUGUUGAUCGGAUGAAGGAAAGAGCAUCGAAGAAUCAGACUUUCAUAUAUAUUAAGAUCCCGAAAGUCCCAAUUUGUUUCAGCUACAAGGGUGAGAAAGACAGAAACAUUGAAGAUGCACAUGACUUUAAUCUUUGCCUGCCGACUUUAGAGUAUCAUAACAAAACCUGGACCUGGCAGGAUUUGUCAAUGGCUCUUAAAAAAGAUUAUACACAAGUCUUAGUCCCUCAGAUAAUAAAAGAAAAACUCCACCUCAAAGGAGGCUGGGACAACAAGCAAAGUAUGGAAAAAGUUGGUGACGACGAUAAAGCAAAACUUUUAUUAGGAGAGCUUCCAGGAACCCAGAAAAAGACAGGGAAAAAAUUACUGUUCGGAAAACUGACGAAUCUAAUGUCAAAAGGAAAUAGUGAGGCAAGCAAAAGAGCUGCUGAAAAAGAGGAGUCAGCUGUCCUUUCUGGAAAGGGUGUGGAUCCCCUCGCAUUAGAAGAUGAGUUUAACAGAUUGCGAACGGUUUCCACAGAACAGUCUGACAAGGAUAUUUGACGUUGCAACAGCACAAAGCAGACUGGGGGAAAAAAGUUGUUACGCUGAUUCAACGUGUUUUUUCUAAGGAUCCUAAAAUGUCAGCGUGAUUAUCAAUUAAAUAGUAAAUCACAGCUUAUUGCGACACAAGAGACCUUCGGUAAUUUGACUUGGUCGAGAACCAAGCAAAUUUU
This is a messenger RNA of Rhopilema esculentum, 7523 nucleotides long. Its product is annotated as bridge-like lipid transfer protein family member 2. Lineage: Eukaryota; Metazoa; Cnidaria; Scyphozoa; Rhizostomeae; Rhizostomatidae. The record is from RefSeq and is a predicted model, not a curated record.